Dracunculus medinensis (Guinea worm) is the source of this 375-nucleotide messenger RNA. NCBI's taxonomy places the organism in Eukaryota, Metazoa, Nematoda, Chromadorea, Rhabditida, Dracunculidae. The record is from the annotation of a GenBank genome assembly.
UUCGACCAACAUUUCAUUGAUUAUUUUAAUCGUCCAGAAAUUGAUGGAUGGGAAGUUCGUAAAGCCCUAGGCGAAUUACAUAAUUGUGAUGUGAUCCCAGAUCCAAAAAUAGUUGAAGCUGCGUUACGUGCUUGUCGCCGCAUUAAUGAUUUCGCAUUAUGUUUACGAAUAUUUGAAGCGUUAAAAAUAAAGUGUGGCACUAAAAAAAAUCGAAAAAUUAUUUAUCCUUAUAUAAUGCAACAGAUUAAACCUACUCUUGACGAGUUGGGGAUUCCAACUCUUGAAGAGCUUGGUUAUGAUGAACCAGAGUUUUUCAUACCUCAGCCGGAGUAUUGGUGGGAACGGAAGUGGUAUAUUUUUAUUUUAUCUUUUUAA